AUGGAAGAUAAGUCGAAGCAUAAUCUCCCACAACCAACCAGACGGACGUCUUUCAUUGAAUGGAAUCCGGAAUAUGCUACCCGUAACUCUAUCCCUCACGUCGGUGACCCAUUAUUCUCAGUCUGGCUGGAGGAGCAGAACGGCGACCGCGACGUUCGAGACGUAUUCUUCGAAUAUACGGAAGGGCCUGUUCCCUCUCGAGAAGCCAUUGAACCAGUCGAUAACUCUGAUUUUGUUCGGCGCUUGAUUUAUAGUCAGAAUCCUACACCAGACUUCCUCAUCGCCCUUAUCAUGACAAUAUCCUGUUCUGGGAAGGAAGCUCUAAGAGAAGCCAUAUGCCAUCACAUGGCCCGUGAGUAUGCAAUCAAGGUGGAGCCCGGAAGAUUUCAAACAUUCCGCCUGAUGCUCAGUCUUCCUUAUCUCAUGCUAAGGGAAAAGCCCAUCCAGUCAAGCCAAUCACUCGAUCUAGAAUCUCAGGAGAAACUUACGGCAUACGAUCUAUCAUUCUUGGUCGAUCCUGCGGCAACCAAGAAUCCAACCCGCUUUGUGAUUAAGGAAGCACAUGAGACUGUUGCCAUAUUUGGGCGCAAGGACCACAACUGGACUGGUUACGCAUUUUCCGCGCCACACAUGGACAUGGAGAGUGAAACUGAUAACGGCGAUGAGGAUGAAUGCGACGAGGAAAUGCCAAACGUGGACUUGUUCGUCUCAGGUAGAUCUGAUGAGGUUAUAGAUCCCAACAUCACGAUAUAUGAUCCGCGAACAUAUUUUCUACGCACUUUUGAAAUCCGAAUCAAGGUCAUCCAGAAAGAGUAUGGUUGGCUUGUUAAAGAGCUCCAGAAUUUGACCACAUGUUGGAUGAAAAGCAAAGUGUAUACAUUUGGCGUAUCUGCUCUACUGCAUGAUCAAGACCAGCGAACAAGUCUAAAACAGACUCUAGAGGAUUUGGUAAACCUGAAAGGAGUCCUGCAAGACGUUCGCUCACACUUGGCUGACACGUUACUAGCGUGGAGAGAUUUCAGCAAAGACGACGGACACAUAUCGGUUUUCUCGGAUAUGACUGCUGAAGAUGCGAACAAGGCACUAGAGGGAAUCAAGCACUCAUUUGCACAGUUGGGGUUGUUGGAACAGAAGCUGGGUCAACUCCACAGGCAAUGUAUAGACUCGGCGGAUGUCCUUACGCUACGCAUGGAAUCCGAAAACUACCUACUUGGUCGUCAUAUGCACGAACUGAACUUCAGAACAACCGAACUCGCCGGAAAAACGACACAAAUAGCUUUACGCAGCCAGCAAAUUGCAGAAGAAACGAACCGCACCACUCGUACCAACGUACAGCUGCUCAUGAUCACGACACCUUUUGCCUUUGCCCUGCAAUACUUCUGCGGCGAUAGCAACUUCUUCUCCAUCGAGCGCACACCUAAGGCUUUUGUGAUAUCUCUUGUAGUGUUAUUCCUCGCCCUUCCAAUCGUGAAUGUUUCCGUGGACGCUCUUCAUCAGGGUAGGAAGGCUUUACUACAGUGGGUGGCUACGAAACUCGGGCGAAAGGGUGGACCAGCAGAUGAUGAACAGCUUGAUCCGAAAUCUCUUGAUACUGAUUUUACUGAAGUUGUAUAA
Messenger RNA from Pyrenophora tritici-repentis Pt-1C-BFP, 1614 nucleotides. The record is from RefSeq and is a predicted model, not a curated record. NCBI's taxonomy places the organism in Eukaryota, Fungi, Ascomycota, Dothideomycetes, Pleosporales, Pleosporaceae.